Talaromyces proteolyticus is the source of this 354-nucleotide messenger RNA. RefSeq lists its product as uncharacterized. The annotation marks the transcript as partial. The record is from RefSeq and is a predicted model, not a curated record. Lineage: Eukaryota; Fungi; Ascomycota; Eurotiomycetes; Eurotiales; Trichocomaceae. The transcript has 2 exons.
AUCAACUACGUCGGUCUCUGUGUCCGCGAGACCCAAGCCACGGUGGAUUGGUAUACGCGGGUGUUCGGCUUCGAGCUCAUCGGCAACAACAUCUCGUAUAUCAUUCCCGACCAAAUCCCUGACGACACCAUCUUUGGCAUCUACCAAGACUCCCUGCACAAAGUCAAGAUAGCGCACAUGGUGACCUGCAACGGGGUCGCAUUUGGGCUGUUCGAAUUUACACCACCGCCAUCAACUCUGUCACCCGUUCGAGGAGGGAUACAACCGCAACGGACUGUUCCAUAUAUCUGCCUGACAGAUUCAAACCCCGAAGCGGUCGCGGAUCUGGUUGAGGAGGCCAGCGGGCGGAAGAUC